UAAUUAUUGGUGUUUCCUGGCAAUAGUAAUGGCUCAGAAACCGGUAAAUACGAUGCUCUGAGUACGAUAAUCUGGCAACAGGGGUUCUGGCGUCUAUGAAUCCCGGACCGUGGACACAGACAGAUCCCAACAUUCGCUGCCAUGAUCAUUCGUGUGCAGUCAGCAGAUGGCACCAAGAGAGUGGAGGUGAAGCCCACGGACACCACCAAGACCUUGUAUGAGAAAGUCCAUGAACUGUAUGAACUUUCUUCCUUUGAUUUUUCCCUGUCCACAUCCCGAGACCUCAAGACAGAGAUUGCAUCAUCCAACCGAAAGACCCUCAAGGGCUGCAAGUUGAACCAUGGGGACAUGCUCUUUUUGCACAAAAUUGGCAGUGAAGGGAAAAGUACUACCAGCAACAGGAGUAAGGUGACAGAGGUAUUUGGCCACCCAUCCUCUAGCAGCAGUGUCAGCCUCCCCAGCACAAGCAGUGGCCUUCCCAGUACUAGCAGUAGCAGCAACAACAGCAUUAGCAGCAGGAAGGAUAAAGUGAAGAGCAGCUCUUCCUCAAGCAGCACACAGCAGGUAGCAUCAAGCAUCAAGAGUCAGGCGGUGGAGGAUGAGGUGGACUGCAUCCUGGCAAAGGAGGACGGCCGCAUCCCCAGGAAUAUGAACUCACAGCUGUGUCGUCAUGGGGCAAGCAACAAGUGUGUGCAUUGCAUCCCACUCGACCCCUGGGAUGAGAAUUACCUGAAGGAACAGAACAUCAAGCACCUCUCCUUCAACUCUUACCUGCGCAAGUUGACCUCAGGUGUUGACAAGGGCAAGUUUGUCAGCCUGGACGACAUCAACUGCCGGAUCAAGGCUGGCUGUAAAGACCAUCCACCGUGGCCCAGGGGUAUAUGCUCCAAGUGCCAGCCGUCAGCUAUCACACUCAACCGCCAGUCCUACCGCCAUGUUGAUAAUGUCAUGUUUGAAAACCCCAACCUAGUUGAGCGCUUCCUCAACUACUGGCGAGUGACAGGCCACCAGAGGCUUGGGUUCCUGUAUGGUCGCUAUGAGACCCACCUCGACGUGCCGCUGGGCAUUAAGGCGACUGUGACAGCCGUGUAUGAGCCGCCGCAGGAAGGUUCCAGGGACCACGUCAAGCUGCUUCCUGACCCCAAGAAGGAGCUGAUAGAUGAGAUUGCCAAAGGGUUGGGACUGACAUGUGUAGGGUGGAUCUUCACUGACCUAGUUCCUUUGGAUGCUAACAAUGGUACGGUGAGGCACCUGAGGCAUGCUGGCACCUACUUCCUCUCCGCCCACGAGGUGAUCAUGGCUGCUUACCUCCAGCACCUCCACCCUAACCCCUGCAGAUUCUCGCCAGAGGGAAGGUUCGGGUCAAAGUUCGUCACAGUCAUAGUCACCGGAGACCAGGACAACCAGGUGCAUAUGGAGGGGUACCAGGUAAGCAACCAGUGCCAGUCUGUGGUGAGGGACAAGUGCCUCAUACCCACCAAGGAUGCCCCAGAGCUGGCCUACAUCAGAGAGUCCACUGCAGAACACUAUGUCCCAGAUGUGUACUUUAAGGAAAAAGACCAGUACAACAAUGAAGUGAUUCGUUUAGGAAGACCUUUACCUGUAGAAUAUCUGCUCUUAGACUGUCCUGUUUCCACGCCUAAUGAACCUCUUUAUACGUUUGCUGUGAAUGAAGCCAGUUUUCCAGUGGCUAACAGAAUGGUGGAGGGUCACCUACAGGACUUCAACACCUUAGCAACAUAUCUCAAGAAGUUCAAGGAUGACCAGUUCUUGGAAGCCAUGUCAGACUUCCACGUGCUUACCUACAUUGCUUCGAUGGACAUGCUUCCCCUCAGGGAGUACAUAGGGCCAUUACUUGAGGCGGUGAAGACACACAACCGUGCGGCCGCACUGGAAUGGAAGCAGUCCGGGCAGUGGGCAACAGUAGAGCAACUGGUAAUGGCCUCAGGAGCAGAGGCCCUGACUGAGGGCCAGGGGGCCGACGUGGUGGGUGCGGGGGGGCCCAGCACACAGUCCGCAGCAGCUGCCACCUCCUGGACCUGCCAGCACUGUACUUUCAUUAACCAGACAGCAAGUGAAAGCUGUGAUAUGUGCCAUCUUCCUAAGUGAAGUGGCCACCAUUAAACUAAUAUAACUUUCAGUGCUGAUGCUGAUAUUCAGUAUCAUGUCUCUCCUAGACAAAUUCCUGUAAUUUGUUGGGUAAAAGCUCAUGUUGUUCACUGAACAGCUGAAAUAUUUCAGAUAUAUAUAAUAUAUUAUACACAAUGAUUCGCUUGUAUCUUAUCAAGCACCGUAGUGCAUCCUCAGAUGAGGGUAUUCAGGUAUUAAACUAAUUAAAAUUGAUGGAAUUCUCAAACACUGCUGACGCAAGUAAACUAUUCAGGAGGUUUUCACUUUGCUUUCAGGGACAAAAUUUAAAUGACAUACAACUAAAUGUGUGUGACAUGAUAGGAAAGUGUAAGGAAUGGAGGAAUCUGUAGCCCAGCUGCCUGUUUGCCUUCAAAAUCUAUUUUAUGGCACACUUUGUAAUAUUUCUCUCGAUUAAAAUUUUUUUACAUAAGUGAAAUGUUGUUUAAUUUCAAAUUUUCAGGAACAUUUUAAGAGUACUCUUGAGAUAAAGGAAGUUUUUUCUGAAUCUUUGAAACAGAGAAAUUAUUAAACAUUGUGUGCCUCCCUUGUUUAAAGUAUUGUUAUUCAAGUGAUACCAAAUCAUUAUUUUUAAUAUGUACUUCAUAAGAGUUAUACCGUGGCUUGGUAAUUUUUCACUACAAUUUUGACAUAAAAAUCUUAGCACAUACUCAUUAUAUAAAGUUUAAUUUGGCCUGAAGGUGUGAAUGCUAAGAAUGAAUGACCCUACAAGAGAAAAUAUUCCUCAAUCAUUUAGCCUCCACGAUAUCAGCAACCAUUUGUUAAUGCAGAUGGACAAAUAAAUAUUCAACUUUUCAAGGGCAUCAAGACAACGGACACGCUUUCAGGCUGAACCACAGGAACUGGAGACUAGAGGCACAAAGAUCACCAUAGAUGGACAUUCAUUGAAUAUGGAAAACACUUGUAUUUGAGCUUGAGUGAGGCCUAAGCACAGCUAAUCUCAGGUCUCACAGAGCUUCCAAGGGGUCAGUUGGGUUUAUGAAUAUAAAAAAAAGCAGGAUUUCUUCUAAUGAGUGUAACCUUCUUGUGUUGUGCAGAAGUUACAGGUUUUACUUUUUGUGCAAAUGAUCAACAGGUAACCCUAUUUUUUUUAUGCUUACUUUAGUUCUGAGGGUUACCUCCAUUCAUUGCAAAGAAAAUUAUGAGAAAUAUUUGCAGUGUGACAUUAGAAACCACUUCCAGUGUUAGCCUUACUUAAUGCCCCAUUUUGCACCUGUUAUUUCUAGUUUGUACAGAACCCACUAUGGUUAAGUAGAUUAUUAAUAAAAAAAUCUUAAAUG
Molecule: messenger RNA, 3428 nt
Organism: Eriocheir sinensis (Chinese mitten crab)
Lineage: Eukaryota; Metazoa; Arthropoda; Malacostraca; Decapoda; Varunidae
Gene: Npl4
Product: nuclear protein localization protein 4 homolog
Exons: 10
Coding region: 142-2109 (655 amino acids)
Biological process (GO): ubiquitin-dependent protein catabolic process
Cellular component (GO): nucleus
Molecular function (GO): ubiquitin binding; ubiquitin protein ligase binding
Source: RefSeq, a predicted model, not a curated record